Messenger RNA from Lasiodiplodia theobromae, 4089 nucleotides. RefSeq names its product ABC multidrug transporter. The transcript has 2 exons. The record is from RefSeq and is a predicted model, not a curated record. NCBI's taxonomy places the organism in Eukaryota, Fungi, Ascomycota, Dothideomycetes, Botryosphaeriales, Botryosphaeriaceae. Gene Ontology annotation, biological process: transmembrane transport. Gene Ontology annotation, cellular component: membrane. Gene Ontology annotation, molecular function: ABC-type transporter activity; ATP binding; ATP hydrolysis activity. The coding region runs from base 1 to 4089 and encodes 1362 amino acids.
AUGCCUGAUCCUUCGCAUGCGGAGGACAGCAAUGCCGCCAAUGCGGCGAUUGCAACCACACCCGCGAAUACAGAGCAGGAGGAAGAAAAGCCCAAGCAAAUCCAACGCUUCACGCAAUACUUCCAACUCCUCAUAUACGCCCAACCAACCAAACUCGACAUCUUCCUACUAGUCACAGGCUUCGUCUGCGCCAUCGCAUCGGGCAUCCCCUUCCCGCUGCUGGGCAUCAUCUUCGGCCAGCUCAUCGACGACCUCAACUCCGCCACCUGCAGCUCCGACAGCUCACAAGAUGCCGGGUACCAGUCCUCGGUCGACGGCAAGAUCCUGUACGUCGUGUACCUGGCCAUCGCGCAGUUCGGCUUCAUGUACAUCCACCUCUCGUGCUGGUCUCUCGGCGGGGCCCGGCUCGCCCAACGCCUGCGCGAGCAGUACCUCAAGGCGCUGCUGCGGCAGGAACCGUCGUUCUUCGACAAGCUGCCGGGGGGCGAGGUGUCGUCGCGGCUGAACGGCGACGUGCAGAGCAUCCGCAACGGGACGUCGGAAAAAGUCGGCAUCUGCAUCUCCUCCGCAUCCUUCUUCGUGACGGCAUACGUCGUCGCGUUCGUCAAGCACGCGACGCUGGCGGGUAUCCUCGUCUCGCUCGUGCCGGCGUACAUGCUGAUGAGCUGGGUGGGCAACUACUUCAUCGAGCGGUACGCCGGGCGGAUGUCGGACCACCUCGCCUCCGCCGCGGCCCUCGCGUCCGAGGGCCUGUCCAACGUGCUCGUCGUGCACGCCUUCAGCGCCAACGCGCGGCUGGAAGAGCGGUUUGCGGCCGACCUGCUGCGCUCGCAGCGCGAGGGCGUCAAGAAAGCGGUCGCGUCGGGCGUGCAGGCGGGUUUGAUGUACUUCAUCGCGUACGCGGCCAACGCGCUGGCCUUCUGGGAGGGCAGCCGCAUCAUCGCCGACGCCGUGAGCUCCUCCAACGAUUCCAGCGUGGGCGUCGGCUCCAUCUUCACCGUCAUCUUCAUCCUCGUCGACGCCACCCUCGUCCUCAGCCAGGUCGCGCCGUACCUGCAGACCUUCGGCGCCGCCUCGGCCGCCUUCGCCAAGCUGCGCCGCGACAUGGACCAGGCGUCGCGCAUCGACGGCACCAGCGACGAGGGCGAGGCGGUGCCCGUCGACGGCAGCGUUGCGGGCCGGAUCGAGCUGCGGGACGUGUCGUUCGCGUACCCCUCGCGGCCGGAUGCCACGGUGCUGCGCGCCGUCUCGCUGUCGAUGGAGGCGGGCCGGCACACGGCCAUCGUCGGCCUGUCCGGCUCGGGCAAGUCGACCAUCGCCGGGCUUGUGUCGCGGCUGUACGAUCCGACCGGCGGCGCCGUGCUGCUUGACGGGAAAGACUUGCGCACGCUGAACGCCCGCCAGCUGCGCGCCCACAUCUCGCUCGUGCAGCAGGAGGCCACGCUGCUGGACCGGUCCAUCCUCGAAAACGUUGCGCACGGCCUCGUGAACUCGCCCGACCCAGCCCACGACCGCCUCCGCCAAGCCCUGCUCGGCCCGGAGCUGGCACAGAUUGCCGAGGCGGUGCGCGAGCGCGGCGAGGAUCCCCUGAAGGCGGCGGAGAAGCUGAGCCCGGAGAUGGUGCUGGUUGUCGAGCUGGUGCAGCGCGCGGCGGAGCAGGCGGACGCGGCGACGUUUAUUGGAAACCUGAAGGGCGGCCUUGGUACCCGUGUUGGUCCCGGCGGCAGGAUGCUGAGCGGUGGCCAGAAGCAGCGCGUUGCCCUGGCUAGAGCGUUGGUCAAGAACCCAAAGAUUCUCAUUCUGGACGAGGCCACUGCGAGCUUGGAUUCGAGAAGUGAGCAGGCCAUUCUGGGCGCCAUCGAGAAGGUGUCGGAAGGAAGGACGAUGAUUUCCAUUGCUCACCGCUUGUCGACUAUCAAGAAGGCUGACAAAAUCAUCGUGCUGAGGGACGGCGUGGUGUUGGAGGAGGGCAGCCAUGCUGAGCUGUUGGCGAAGGAGGGUGCCUACGCAGAUCUCGUGAGGCUGCAAAACUCGAGCAGCGAUGAGAAAGCCAAGGCGUCUUCCGCUGCACCAUCUCUAAACGAGACUUCCGAGGGAACAUCCAUUGAGAAGGCACCCGCAUCAGAAAACCAGACGCCAAUCGGAGAGCUUACGGAAAAGAAAGCAGAAGCAUCCACCGAGGAAGUUGUGGACGAGAAGGCUGAGGAGAGUUCCGGAUCGCCGUCGGACAGGUCGCUGGGUAACAUUAUCGCGGAGACGUGCCGCAUGGCCCGCCCGCACCUCCUCAUCGUCCUCCUCGCCCUUCUCGGCGCGACCAUCGUCGGUGGAGCCUUCUCCGCCGAAGCUGUCAUCUUCGGAAACACGGUACAGAGCCUGAACCCGUGCAAGAGCGAGGAGAGCAUCCGCUGGCACGGCCGCUUCUUCGGCCUGAUGUUCUUCAUCCUAGCCAUCAUCGAGUUCUUCGCCAACAUCAUCAGCUGGUCCGGCUUCGGCUACGUCGCCGAGAAGAUCAUGUACCGCGUGCGCGUGCUGUCGUUCCGCGCCUUGUUCGAGCAGGACCUGCAGUGGCACCAGUCGGAGGGGCGUACGCCAGCCAGCCUGCUGUCCGUCAUCACCAACGACGGCAACCUGCUGGGCGGGCUAAGCGGGUCCAUCAUCGGCACCAUGUUCUCCAUCGUCGUUAACCUGAUCGCCGCCAUCGUCCUCACGCACGUUGUGGCCUGGAAGAUCGCGCUGGUCUGCCUGGCCAUCGUGCCGCUACUGUUGGGCGUCGGUAUCCAGCAGCUGCGCGUGCUGGCUAAAUUCGAAGAGCGGCACGAAAACGCGUACGCCGAAUCCGUCGGCAUCGGCGUCGAGGCAGCCAACUCGAUCAAGGCCAUCGCGUCGCUGUCGCUCGAGCACGAGACGCUGGCCGCGUACCGGCGGUCGCUGGCGGGGCCGCGCGAGGAAACGACGCUGGUCAGCCUGCACGCGAGCCUGUGGCUGGCGGCGGCCUACUUCAUCGGAAACCUGGGUUAUGCGCUGGCUUACUGGUGGGGGUCCAAGAACAUCAUCUCCGGCUACUACGGCCAGGCCCAGUUCCUCAUCGUCGUUUUCUCGCUGCUCGUCAGCGCGCAGCUGUGGAGCCAGAUGUUCGCUCUCGCGCCCGAGGUGUCGAGCGCCCGCGCCGCCAUCGCCCGCAUCCUCAACGUCAUCGAGCUGAACCCCGACCAGCGCCUCUCCGGCAGCGGCAGGAUCGCGCCGCCUCCGCCCGGCGACGCCGCGGCGUCGUCUGAGAAGGAAAAGGACGUCGAAGCGUCGGCGGCGUCCAGCCCCGUGUCUGCCGAGCGCAGCGGCGGCAUCGGCAUCGAGUUCCGCGACGUCGAGUUCGCGUACCCGGCGCGGCCGAACGCGCGGGUGCUGCACGGGCUGAGCCUGUCGGUGCGGCCAGGCCAGUUCGCGGCCUUCGUCGGGCCCAGCGGCGCAGGAAAAUCGACCAUCAUCGCGCUGGUCGAGCGCAUGUACGUCGCGGCGUGCGGCAGCGUGCUGGUCGACGGGCGCGACGUCGCGCAAACCACCGACGCGUCGUUCCGCGACGACAUCGCACUCGUGCCGCAGGAGAGCGUGCUGUUCGACGGCAGCGUGCGCUUCAACCUGGGCCUCGGCGCGCGUCCGGGCCACGCGGCCACGGACGCCGAGAUCGAGGAGGCCUGCCGCCUCGCCAACAUCCACGACGUGAUCGCUGCGCUGCCCGACGGCUACGACACUGUCGUUGGGCCGAAUGGCGGAAGGCUGUCGGGCGGGCAGAAGCAGCGGCUGGCCAUCGCGCGUGCGCUGGUGCGCCGCCCCCGCCUGCUCAUCCUCGACGAGAGCACGUCGGCGCUGGACGCCGAGUCGGAGAAGCUGCUGCAGGACGGGCUGACGAAGGCCGUGGCACAGCGCGGCAUCACGGUGCUGGCUAUCGCGCACCGCUUGCACACCAUUCGCAAGGCCGACGUCAUUUUUCUCAUUGAGCAGGGCCGCUGCGUGGAUCGUGGAACGCACGACGAGCUGUUUGAGCGCAGCGAGUCGUACAGGACGAAUGUGCUGCACCAGACAUCAGCCGAGUAG